Messenger RNA from Gracilinanus agilis (Agile Gracile Mouse Opossum), 9132 nucleotides. RefSeq names its product immunoglobulin superfamily member 10 (gene IGSF10). The record is from RefSeq and is a predicted model, not a curated record. Gene Ontology annotation, molecular function: protein binding. NCBI's taxonomy places the organism in Eukaryota, Metazoa, Chordata, Mammalia, Didelphimorphia, Didelphidae. Bases 134 to 7987 code for a protein of 2617 amino acids. The transcript is spliced from 7 exons.
AGCAGCAAAGGAAACUCCCUCUUGUCAGUGACUGACUCCAGGCUCAAGAAACUUUCCCGAGAAAGGGAUGCAGUAGGUGGAGACGCACAUUUUUGGAACCCGUGAGAGAGUUUUCAGGAAAUAGAACUUGAGGAUGAAAGGCAAAGGCAAAGAACUCCCUCACUUGCUGGCCUCUCUGGUCAGUGUCUGCCUGGCUACCCUUCCUUAUGGCAGUGCCUGUCCCCGCCGUUGUGCCUGUUACGUCCCUACAGAGGUGCACUGUACCUUUCGGUACCUCACAGCCAUACCAGAUUCCAUUCCUGCCAACGCAGAACGCAUCAACCUGGGUUAUAACAGCCUGACCAAACUGACUGAAACAGACUUUACUGGCCUGCACAAGCUGGAGUUGCUGAUGUUGCACAGUAAUGAGAUUCGUGUCAUCUCAGACAAGACAUUUACAGAUUUACAUGCUUUGCAGGUUUUAAAAAUGAGCUACAACAAAGUCCGAAGACUUCACAGAGAUACCUUUCAUGGCCUUAGGAGUUUGACUCGGCUGCACCUGGACCAUAACCACCUGGAAUUUAUAAACCCAGAGACCUUUUAUGGACUCACCUCUCUUCGGCUUGUGCAUUUAGAAGGAAAUCUGCUCACCAAGCUCCAUCCCAAUACUUUUGUCUCUAUGAGCUAUCUCCAGAUAUUUAAAAUAUCUUUCAUUAAGUACAUCUAUUUGUCAGACAACUGCCUGACCACCAUCCCACAGGAGAUGAUUCUGUAUAUGACUCAACUGGAGAGCAUUUACCUGCAUGGAAACCCCUGGGUUUGUGACUGUGAGCUCAGUUGGCUUCCAGACUGGAUACAACAGCAUCCAGAUAUAGUAAAAUGCAAAAGAGAAAGAAAUGCCUCCACUUUUCUUCAAUGUCCACUAUGUACAAAUCCUAAGAAUUACAAAGGUAAACGCUUAGCUGAGAUCUCAGCUGAAGCCUUGACUUGUAUGAAGCCAACCAUUGACUCUUCCCUGAAGAUAAAGAAUCUCACUCUACCAGAAGAAGGGGAUUCUGUAACUCUCUUGUCCAAAGAUUUUGUUGCACCCCUUGGUUUGAUCAUUAUGAACUUGACAGACCAGUCUGGGAAUGAAGCUAAUUUGGCGUGCAGUAUUCAGAAGCCUUCCAAGACGUUGCCCAUUUCUUUUGUUGAAGAGAGUGGCCAUAUCACAUUGAAUACGUCAUUUUCCACCUUCCUUGUAUGUAACAUAGAUCAUCAUCACAUCCAACCACUCUGGCGAAUUCUAGCCAUGUAUAGUGAUUCUCCACUGAGGCUAGAAAGAGUGCUUUCCCUUACCCAAACAUCCCAUCUCAGUCAAAAAUAUAAUCAGAUUACUGCAAGGAAUGAAGACAUUUUUACUGAUAUAAAAGCAGAACUGAGAGCCGAUCCAUCUUGGCUGAUGCAGGACCAUAUAUCAUUGCAGCUGGAUAGGACUGUGACCACCCUCAGCACUUUGCAUAUCCAGUACCUGACUGAUGCCCAUGUCACUGUGCCACAUGAAAAAGGGCCAAUCAAGCACAAGUGGACUAUGAUUUCCAGAGAUAAUACUACUAAGCUGGAGCGUACUGUUUUAGUGGGUGGGACCACAGAACUGGACUGCCCAGUCCAAGGAGAUCCCAGUCCCCGCUUAGAGUGGGUUCUUGCAGAUGGGAGCAAGGUGAGAGCCCCUUAUAUUAGUGAGGAUGGGAGAAUCCUAAUAGAUAAAGCUGGAAAGUUAGAACUGCAAGCAGCUGAUGGCUUUGACACUGGUCUCUACCAUUGUAUCAGCACUAAUUAUGAUGAUGCAGAUAUCCUCACCUAUAGGGUUACUGUGGUAGAUCCAAAUGUGGGAUCUUAUCACAUAAAUGGGGCUCCACACAUGAGUUCUAUAGGUGAGACACUCGACCUUCCAUGCCAGUCUGCUGGGAUCCCAGAUGCCUCUUUCAGUUGGGUUCUCCCUGGAAAUAUUGUACUUCAUCACUCCUUAGGAAACAAGCAAAUUCUCAGUGAUGGCACAUUAAGAAUAUUGAAGGUCACUGAACGAGACAGUGGUUAUUUUCGAUGUGUAGCAGCUAAUCCAUAUGGUGUUGAUUUUUUGAUUUUCCAAGUAUUGGUAGACAUGAAAGGGCAUAAUCUAGAAUAUCAAGAUGGAGAAGCUGAAGGCUCUGGACAAGAAGAAUCUAAGACUACUACCACAAACCCCAAGGAGCCACCAGUAGUACAAAACACAGUGCCUCCAGAGGCUGAUGUGACAAAACAGGACAUUUCAAAUCCAAGUAAAAGAAGGAAUUACACUGAGCUAACUUACCGCCGCCAUGGAGAGGCAAUAAACAGACGUUUUAGAGAACACAGAAGACACUUUCCUCCUUCUACUCGAAGACUUGACCCAAGACAAUGGGCAGCAUUUUUGGAAAAAGCUAAAAAACUAGCCACACCAGAAAAAGUAGGAAGUGCCAUAACUGCACUCCCUACACGAGUCACUCCACUCUCAAAGCUCUCUGCAGAUGGAGAAGAGUCAUCUGGUAUCUUGCCUCCAGAUGAAGAGUUCAUGCUCCUCACAACAAGAUCUCUGGCGAUAUCAGUAAGCCCAGUGACUACAGAUCCCAUAACACGAUCAGGCAGUUCAGAAACCAGUAUCUCUCCUGACAUGGAAGCCUUUCCAAUAGUCAGUCCACAGACUUUACAACCUGAAAGGCCUGCAGAAUUCAUUUCAAAUACAAAUUUAAAUCUAUCCACAUCUAUCAAAACUGUACCUGUUUCAACUCAAAUUAACCUAAAUACAUCAGGUAGCAUGGCAGGCAUCAUCACUCAACAACUACCUACCACCUCUUCUUUGAUGCCAAUUACAGUCAAAAUCUUGAGCGAAGAGCAGUCUUUAUGGGAAAGAAAUGAACAUUUCAAAAGCAUGUUGACAACAUCAAGAGAUGGUAUUAGCAGAGAUAGCAACAUCAGUAUAUCUGAGGUCCCUGGUGGCAAAGAUCUUGUAUUUAGAGACUCUAUUAAUGAACUCUCUCAUCAACACAUGUCUGUAAUAACAGAGAAUGAGUCAAAUAAUGGGAAUUUUUAUUCCCAAACUACUAUAAAAUCUCAUAAUUCUAAGUUUCCCACAGACACAACAAUGCUGAUGCAGAAUCCGGUUUGGGCCAUCAGUGAUGUCACUACCACACCCCCACUAAUAAGACAUUAUGGGAGACGGAGGAAAAUUUGGGGCAGGAGGAGAAUUGUCAACCCAGGGAGAGUCCCUAACACCAGAGGGCAAAGAUAUCCAUUUUUGAGACCAAGAUUCAAAUUCCUACCUGAAGAAAGGACAACAUUGCUUCCAAAAGAACUUGGCAUGAAGUGCCCAACAUGUACACCUGGAAUGGUACUUACCACAGCUCCUUCUCAUUUUUUUCUUCCAAGUGCCGUGCAUGAUCCCCUCCCUAAAAUAGAGUUUGCAGAAGUAACAUCAGCACCCACUACUCCAUACCCACAUCCAGCAUCACAACUUGAAGAGGUAGAUAAGCCUAAUGUUGAGCCAGAGAAAACAACUCCCACAAUAAGAUAUUUUAGUGCAGAAAGCACACAUGUAAUUCCAAAAAAUGAAUUGGUGACCCUUGCUCCUAUGCCUCUGGAUACAGGAAAAACCCUUCCAAUGAGCACAAGUCAUCCAGCUUUGUUUAGCACCACCCCCAGUGCUAGUGUGACCAAGAAAGGUGCACCCAUUCCUACAACUCAUUCAAGUGUUAUGGCCAUCUCCUCUGCUCCUAGUGUGACAGUUUUCACAAGAGCAUUUAGAAGAAAAAUUCCAUGGCACAGAAUUUUCGUGAACAAUUAUGUCCAAAGAGAAGUGCAUAAGAAUCUUCAUAAAUCAAGUUCACAAGCAAACACAAUCACAGUUCCUCCAAAAAUGUCCCCAGUAGUGCCCAUAGAUGGAGGUUCUUUCCAUUUCACAACUCUCUUAUCAAAAGAGAUGCAAAUCCCUACUAUAACUCAGAAACUCCCUUCCACUCCUAAAGGAGCCAUCCCUGAGAAUCUCCCAACAACAACAGACCUUCCAUCUUUGUCUGCAAGUACCACAAGGAUAUCUAGAACAGACAGUUUUAUGUCAACAUAUUCUCCCCAUAUUGUUCAGCCUUCAACCACUGUCAUCAGAAACCGAAUAGCCAGACCUGGGAGACGGAGAGGGCAAAGGCGAAGGCGACCACAGAAAAAUAUCAUGACCCCACGGACCAUUACUGAGUUUGAGAAUGUUAUCACCACUUCACCAGGAAUGACAGCCACUCCCAGUGAAAUGGUAGUUCAACCUUUAAUUAGUCCCAGCACUUUUACUGUGACCCGGUCUCCAGAAGGCAUUAAAGAAAUUCCAACUUCAAAUAGUUUUCAUCCAUUAACUUUUAAUGCUACAGAUGUAACUGAAGUAUUUAAAAUGAAUUCUCUGGCACUAACAAAGACAACUGAUGCUAAUAUGACCUCACCCAGUAAAAUACUGCAAAGUACUUUUACUAGCAAAACACCAUUCCUGAGGAUUAGUAGUGGCAUGGAAGUACCUGAGGUUACUUCCAUUCCCUUGACCAGAAGUGAAGUAACUUACCAAGUGCCCAUUACAUUCUUAGGGACAAUAGCUCCUAAUGAGCCAAAGCCACAUGAAACCACAAGUCUCCAUAUUGACCAGCACAUGUCUGGGCCUGAGACUGAAGCACCUUCUAAAUCGCAUCCCCAAACAAAGUCCUCUUUUAGAACAACCCCCUCUAUCUAUGCUGAUCUAUAUCCCACACCAGCUUUGCUCCUAACGACAGCUGAACCACAAAGUUCCAAGGAUAAUGUUACUCCUCUCUGGUUAGAAAACCUGUUUUGGCACCAAUCGUAUCCAGAAAUUGAUGAAAGAGGCAAAAGACCAGGAGCAAAUGUGCUGACCACAAUAAACUUCGCAGAAAGGUUCACCCAACAUACUCCAAAGUGGGGAGGUCACCAAGAGAAUGUAAUCAAAAGCAGCCUUGAUCAGGCAGCAGUUCAAGAAACCACCACUGCUAAGCACCUAACUUUUGGCUAUCUGUCUAGAAAUAGAUUUGAAAAACCUAGGAUAGUCGGAGGCAAAGCAGCUAGUUUUACAGUGUUGGCUAACUCAGAUGCCUUCCUCCCUUGUGAAGCCACUGGUAACCCUCUUCCUACUAUUCACUGGACCAAAGUCUCAUCAGGAACUGUUUUAUCUGAAGAAACACAGGAGAGCAGAUUUGAAGUAUUCUCUAAUGGUACUCUCUUCAUUCAGAAUGUGAACAUUCAGGACCGUGGACAGUACCUGUGUGUGGCUGCCAAUCAGCAUGGAUCUGAUAGACUUCAUGUCACUUUGUCAGUGAUAGCCUAUCCUCCUAGGAUCCUGGAAGGUCGAACAAAGGAAAUUACUGCUCAUUCUGGUAGUUCUGUGGAAGUAAAAUGUAGAGCUGAAGGAAGGCCUACCCCUAAAAUUUCCUGGAUUCUGGCAAAUCAAACAAUGGUUUCAGAAUCCUUUCAAGGAAAUAACCAAGCUUUGGUGAAGCCUGAUGGGACUUUGGUCAUCAGCACACUCACUGUUUAUGACCGUGGAAUUUAUACCUGCAUGGCCAAUAACCCUGCUGGUAUGGAUUCAUGGCUGGUUAAGAUACAAGUCAUUGCUGCACCCCCAAUUAUCUUGGAACAAAAGAGACAAUUUAUCACUGGAAUAUGGGGUGAAAAUUUAAAACUGCCCUGUACAGCUCAAGGAAACCCUCAGCCCAGUGUUCACUGGGUCCUUUUGGAUGGCACUGAAGUGAAACCUUUACAAUUUAUAAAUGCCAAGUGGUUCCUGUUUCCAAAUGGGACCCUUUAUAUACGGAAUAUAGCCUCUUCAGACAGGGGUAACUAUGAAUGUAUAGCCACCAGUUCCACUGGUUCAGAGAGAAGAGUAGUUAACCUAAUAAUAGAAGAGAGAGAUACCAUUCCUAGGAUAGAAACUGCCUCCCAAAAACUGACUGAAUUGAACUUUGGAGACAAAUUGUUACUGAACUGCUCAGCUACUGGAGAACCUAAGCCCAAAAUAAUCUGGAGAUUACCAUCCAAGGCAAUUGUGGACCAAUGGCACAGAAUGGGCAGUCGGAUCCAUGUCUAUCCCAACGGAUCCUUGCUUAUUGAGGCAGUCACGGAAAAAGAUGCAGGUGACUAUUUGUGUGUGGCCAGAAAUAAAAUGGGCGAUGACCUGAUUUUGAUGAAAGUCAGCCUGAGAAUGAAACCUGCCAAAAUUGACCACAAGCAGCAUUUCAAGAAGCAAGUGUUAUAUGGGAAGGACUUCCAAGUAGAUUGCAAAGCUUCAGGCUCGCCAGUGCCAGAGAUAUCUUGGAGUCUGCCAGAUGGAACGAUGAUAAACAAUGUCAUGCAAGCAGAUGAUGGUAGGAGACGGUCCCGGCGAUACAUCCUUUUUGAUAAUGGAACUUUGUAUUUCAACAAGGUUGGAAUUGCAGAGGAGGGAGAUUAUACCUGUUAUGCACAGAACACUCUAGGGAAAGAUGAAAUGAAGGUUCACCUGACAGUUGUCACUGCCUCCCCUCGGAUAAGACAGAGCCACAAGACUUAUGUUAGAGUGACUGCUGGGGAAAAUGCAAUACUUGUCUGUGAGGUCAUUGGGGAGCCCAGGCCCCAAAUAUUUUGGUUGCUUCCUUCCAAUGACAUGAUUUCAUCCUCUACUGACAGAUUCUUGUUAUAUGAUAAUGGAUCAUUAUCUAUUAGCAAGGUAAAGUUGCUAGAUUCUGGAGAGUACAUGUGUGUUGCACGAAAUCCAAGCGGGGAUGACACAAGGCUCUACAGACUGGAUGUUGUCUCCAAGCUCCCCUUAAUCAAUGGUCUGUAUUCCAACAAGACAGUCAUCAAAGCAACAGCAGUGCGGCACUCUAAGAAAUACCUGGACUGCCGAGCAGAAGGGACACCUCCGCCACAAAUAAUGUGGGUUAUGCCAGACAACAUUUUCCUCACGGCACCCUAUUAUGGAAGUAGGAUCACCGUCCACAAAAAUGGCACCCUCGAAAUCAGGAACGUCAGGCUCACUGACACAGCAGAUUUUAUUUGCAUCGCUCGUAAUGAUGGAGGGGAGAGCAUUCUGGUCGUACAGCUAAAGGUAUUAGAAAUGCUACGACGACCAACAUUUAGAAAUCCGUUUAAUGAAAAAAUUGUGGCUCAGCCUGGGAAACCCUUGGCAUUGAACUGUUCUGUUGAUGGAAAUCCACCCCCAGAAAUCAUUUGGCUUUUACCUAACGGCACACGAUUUUCUAGUGGAACCUCACAUUCCCGGUAUCAGCUAGGAACAAAUGGCUCCUUGAUUGUUAUUAAGCCAACUAGGGAUGAUGCAGGGAAAUAUCGUUGUACCGCAAGAAAUCAAGUUGGCUACAUCGAAAAACUAAUCAUUUUGGAAAUUGGUCAGAAACCUGUCAUUCUCACAUAUGUGCUGGGGAUGAUAAAGGGUAUCCCUGGAGAACCUGUAACCCUUCACUGUAUGUCUGAUGGGAGCCCUAAGCCUAACAUCAUCUGGACAGUGCCCAGUGGUCAUAUGAUCGACAGACCUCAAAUGAAUGGAAAAUACAUAUUACAUGAAAACGGCACAUUGGUCAUCCCCAAGGCCACUCCUCAGGACAGAGGAAGCUACGCGUGUAAAGCCCAGAACACCAUCGGGGAAGCGGUGAUAACCAUCCCAGUCAUGAUCGUGGCAUACCCACCACGGAUUACCAAUCGGCCCCCAAGGAGCGUACGGACACUGACCGGAGCGGCCAUUCAACUCCACUGCGUGGCUCUGGGGAUACCCAAACCAGAAGUCACAUGGGAAAUGCCUGACCACUCAGUGCUUUCUGCAGCAGACAAAGCUAGGUCGGCCGGAAGUGAACUUCUUCACCCACAAGGCACGCUCAUUCUUCAGAACCCCAAGACUUCGGAUUCAGGGAUGUACACUUGCACAGCAAAGAAUCCCCUUGGGAGUGAUUAUGCAUCAACUUAUGUUCAAGUGAUCUGAGAUGAGACAAUAACAACAGAGUUUACAUCUGGACAGAGUCUGUUUUUGGAAGAAGUUUAAUCAAAGGCAGCCAUAGGCAUGUAAAUGAUUUUAAAUACAUUUACAGUAUUAAAUUUACAAUGGACAUGCAAAAAAAAGUAAAAAAAGACUUGGAAAAAAAUCUUGCAUGAUGAACUCCUACUGAUUUCUUCAAUGACCAAAUGGAUUUCAAAACAAACUUUAACUUAAGGCACUUUUAUUUUGCCAACAAAUAACAAUGACCAAUAAAACUAUUUUUCCCAUAAAAUAAAUCUUGAAUGUACCUGAAUUCUUCAGUAAAGGAUAGACCUACUCCCCUACCCCCACUUGCCUAGUGUCCAUCUUGUAUCAUUAUAAGCAUGGCACCUACAUUAUGGAAAACCAAAAAUGAUUUGUUUUUUUCAUGAGCGGUAAAUCACCAUCCAGAUGUACAAAUAUCUUGUCGUUUGUUUAUAAAUAUUUUGUUAAAGCCUACAGAAGACAAAUGUUGAAAGUUUUGCUCAUGACACAUUAUACUUUCACACUGUAAAUUUUCUUUCACAGGGAAUAAAAAAAAAAGUCUUCAUAGUUGGAUUUUAACAAUAAAUGCAGUCAGAUUUUCACAUUUAAAAAGGGCCUGAACUUAAUAAAGGAACUGGUGUUUAUAAUCCACCAAUCUAUUGCAAAUGCAAGGAAACAUUUUUAGGAUUUGAAAAAUUAUAGUGUGUAUGUUUGUGUGCGUGGGUAUAUUUGGUCCAGAUCAGUGAGUACACUGGUAAGCAGCUCCCACUGUGGAAACUACCACCAUCAAUUAGAAUAGACCACUCAUCUCUAACUUCUAAUCAAAGUUGUCCGGGGCGCUGCAAUACAAAGUUGAAGGACCUGCUAUGAUUACAUGGCCAUAAGUAGGUGUCAGAGACAGGAGUCGAACCUACAUUUUCCUGACUUUAUUAUCCACUCUCCCAGGCUGCCUGUUAUCUCCAAAGAAUGCCACACUGAAUUCUGAGCUAUAUGGCCUUUAAAAAAUAGAGACUUUCUUUAUGAGAAAAUAUUAAGUGAGGGACUUUUAUGCUACAAAUGAAAUUUCAUUGCAUUUCAAAUUGAAAGAGAAUUCAAUCAACUUUUGAUGAAAUGCUUUCUUUUUUAAU